Nomia melanderi (Alkali bee) is the source of this 895-nucleotide messenger RNA. RefSeq names its product frataxin (gene fh). Gene Ontology annotation, biological process: intracellular iron ion homeostasis; iron incorporation into metallo-sulfur cluster. Gene Ontology annotation, cellular component: mitochondrion. The record is from RefSeq and is a predicted model, not a curated record. Gene Ontology annotation, molecular function: 2 iron, 2 sulfur cluster binding; ferrous iron binding; iron chaperone activity. Lineage: Eukaryota; Metazoa; Arthropoda; Insecta; Hymenoptera; Halictidae.
CCCGGCAUUCUGACGUCAGACUUUAUGCGGGUAAUAAAAACAUGGCGGUAGGCAUGUUUUCGCGGAUUAUUCGGAUAGGGAUGUUACCUAAAUACCUUGUUUGAUCAAUAGAUAUUCUGUGAAAAAUUGAUCAUGUUACUGUCAAAGAACGUGACUAAGUAUGGCUACUUUAGAAUUAUAUCCCAUGACUCCGUAACAAAGAUUGUAAAUAAAUAUUUAACAGAAGAAAGAAAUGUACAAAGUAAACGAAACCUUGUAGGUUAUCUAGUAUUGCAGCCUAAUAAAUGUUUAAAUGAAAAAAGUGAUUUAAAAGGCAUAAAUCAUGGAUUAAUAGCACAUUUUAGUUCUAAUAGCGACAAGGGAUACUCUGCAGACACAGAGCUCACACCUGUACAAUUUGAAAAAGUUUCAGAUGAAACUCUUGAUUCGUUAACAGAAUACUUUGAUGAAUUGAUUGAGAAGGCAGCACAUUUAACAGAGGCAGAUGUGUCAUAUGGGGAUGGUGUAUUAACUAUUAAAUUUGGUAAAACGUAUGGUACUUAUGUUAUAAACCGUCAAACUCCAAAUAAACAGAUUUGGCUUUCUUCUCCUAAGUCUGGUCCAAAACGAUACGAUUUUGUAAAUGGGAAAUGGAUUUAUAAGCACGAUGGAAAGACAUUACACGAGUUACUUAACAGUGAAAUACCAGCAAUAGUAAUGAAUGCAACAUGUUUUGAGAAGUGCUCUUUUAGUGGAAAAGAGAAGGAAGCUAUAAUGGACACUCUUCAGUAAUUGUGUAAUUUUGUAAUUAUAAUUAAAGUAACUGAACCAAAAGACACAUUUAUAUGUGUACUCCAUUGAGCAUAUGAAAUCUCAGUAACUGUAUAUAAAUUAUAAUAUAUUACAUUGUAAUAGA